UCUCUUCACAAUGAAAUUAUAAGCUUUAUCAUCGGAAGUGCUAUCGUUUUCACAGGUUAUAAUUUCCAUAGCAUCAGGUGGACCGAUUUCGGCAUCAAUGAAUCGAAUUAA
Messenger RNA from Rodentolepis nana, 111 nucleotides. The record is from the annotation of a GenBank genome assembly. NCBI's taxonomy places the organism in Eukaryota, Metazoa, Platyhelminthes, Cestoda, Cyclophyllidea, Hymenolepididae.